AUAACGAGCGUCUAAAUGAACAGCAGCGCCAUGGGAAGGUUUGAAGAGACAGGAUUUGAUUCUGUGGUUUGCCCUAAGCCUCGUCGGGUAGGCGUUUUUUUAAAUAAAUUCAGUAGCUGUUAUUGGAGUGAGGCGACGGAUUCAGAUGAUGGUACAGAUCUUCUCGAUAUAAUACUCUCCGGGGGUGGAUAUGGGGAUGAAAAAUCCACCAACCAAACGGCUUCAUCGCCUCCAUAUUUCUGCGGAUCGCCGCCAAGCAGGGCGGUGAACCCCGUGAUCCAAGACGUCCGAUUCGACAACGAGAAGGCGCCUCUAGCAUCGCCGGCACCGCGCUAUUCACAAUCCUCGAGGGGAGGAGGGUGUAAGUCCGGGAAGAAACCGCCGGCGGUACGUAUCGAGGGGUUCGACUGUCUGAACCGAGAUAACAACAACCGCAGCAUCUCCGCCGCGGCUUAAGGCAUAAAAUAUUGGUUGCGAGAGGGAGAAGAAAAAUUAAAAAUUAAGAGUCUGGUCCAGUGGUAGGUUUGGGGUUGUAAAUAUAAAAUUAAAAAAUGAGAGCGAGGGUUUUUUGUAAUUUGAGUGAAAACGACUACGUUUCUUGCUAUGGGUAGGGUUCCUUUUUCAUUAUGAGGAGCGGAUUUUUGUAAUAUAUGUUGUUUUGAUCAAUGCCUCUACUCCUUUGUUCCUUCUAUAUGUAAUUGUAAUUUGAA
Molecule: messenger RNA, 710 nt
Organism: Hibiscus syriacus
Lineage: Eukaryota; Viridiplantae; Streptophyta; Magnoliopsida; Malvales; Malvaceae
Exons: 2
Coding region: 16-456 (146 amino acids)
Source: RefSeq, a predicted model, not a curated record